UCGUUGAAAAUGGAUGGGAAAAAGCGAAUUAGGCUGAACAGAUGUUGUAGCAGCGGUGGAGGUGGCGACGGCGGCGGCGGCGGCGGCAGCAGUAGCGGAGCGUACGACACCGUAUGGGAGUGCGUCAUCCCGUACGUGCAGGACGCGCGUGACCGGGAGGCGGUGUCGGUGGUGUGCAGGAGGUGGUACGAGAUCGACCGCAUCACGCGCAAGCACGUGACGAUAGCCCUCUGCUACACCGCCACCCCGCAGCGGCUGUCCCGGCGGUUCCCGCAGCUCGAGUCUCUGCAGCUCAAGGGCAAGCCACGCGCCUCCAUGUUCAAUCUGAUUCCUGAGGACUGGGGCGGAUUCGUCACGCCGUGGGUGGAGGAAAUUGUUAGGUCGUUUGGGAGGAUGAAGGUUCUGCACCUCCGCAGAAUGAUUGUGAAGGAUUCUGACCUUGAGCUGCUUGCUACCUCCACUGGGAAGGUUCUAGAAGUCUUGAGACUGGACAAGUGCUCCGGUUUCUCUACCGAUGGGCUUCUGCGUAUCGGGCGCUUGUGCAGGAAUUUGAGAAGUUUGUUCAUGGAAGAGUGCUCGAUAAUCGAAAAUGACGGAGAAUGGCUGCACGAGCUUGCUUUGAACAACACGAUCCUCGAAAAUUUGAACUUCUACAUGACCGAUCUCAUGAAAAUCGCAUCUGGAGACCUCGAACUGAUAGCAAGAAGAUGCCCAUCUCUGGUCUCGAUGAAAAUUAGUGAUUGUGAUAUUUCAGACCUUGUUGGGUUUUUCAGAGCAGCAACUUCGCUGGAGGAGUUUGGUGGAGGCUCUUUCAGUGAACCUCCUGGACAGGUCGGUGAAGGUGUUUUUAAUGAGCAAUUGGAAAGGUAUGCUCCCGUUGUAUUUCCACCGAAAUUGUGCCGCUUGGGUCUUACUUACUUGGGGAAAGCAGAAAUGCCGAUUGUCUAUCCUGUUGCGUCUAGGCUUACGAAACUCGAUCUCCUUUAUGCUCUGCUGGACACUGAAGGACAUUGUCUGUUACUGCAAAGAUGUCCUAACUUGGAAAUACUUGAGACAAGAAAUGUAAUUGGAGACAGAGGAUUGGAGGUACUUGCUCAAUCCUGCAAGAGCAUGAAAAGACUUAGAAUAGAGCGCGGAGCAGACGAACAAGAUAUGGAAGAUGAAGAAGGUGUGGUCUCACAGAGAGGCCUAAUCGCUCUUGCUCAAGGUUGCCUUCAACUCGAGUACCUAGCUGUCUACGUAUCCGACAUCACAAACGCAUCCUUGGAGUGCAUGGGCGCCCACUCGAAAAACCUACGCGAUUUCCGAUUGGUCCUACUCGACCGAGAGGAGAGAAUUACCGAUUUACCCCUCGACAACGGAGUUCGAUCCCUUCUAAUGGGCUGCCACAAACUCAGAAGGUUCGCGCUGUACCUACGCCCCGGUGGUUUGACCGAUGUGGGACUGGGUUACAUAGGCAAGUACAGCCCAAAUGUGAGAUGGAUGCUUCUCGGAUAUGUCGGUGAGUCUGACCAAGGUCUUCUAGAAUUUUCCAGAGGGUGCCCUAGUUUGCAGAAGCUGGAAAUGAGAGGCUGUUGUUUUAGCGAACGAGCAUUGGCUAUGGCUGCACUGCAGUUGACUGCGUUGAGGUAUUUGUGGGUGCAAGGGUAUCGGGCGUCUGGGAAUGGUCGGGAUCUGUUAACCAUGGUUAGGCCUAACUGGAACAUCGAGUUGAUACCUUCGAGACAGGUUUAUGUACAGGAUCAAGAUGGAGAGAAAAUUAUGGUGGAGCAUCCUGCGCAUAUACUGGCGUAUUAUUCGCUUGCUGGGCCAAGAACGGAUUUUCCUGCUACCGUUAAGCCUUUGGACCCCAACAAUUUUCUUGAUUUGUAAUUCAUGUGUAAGGCUUCUUCUUGUUCAUAAAUCGUGUUGUUGCCCUUCAUCGUUGUUAGCCUUCCACUUUGUUUCGGUCUGGUUUGAUGGACACUUUCGCCCUUUUGGUUCUGUAUCUACAGUUUUUCGGAGUAAUAAAGUUUUGGAGUUGUAGGAAGCAUGCAACUCUGUGGUGAGUGUGUGCUCUCUGCAGUUUCAAACAAUCAGGAAUUGUUAAAUUUGUGUAGGGUAAGAAGAAUUUUGCCAACUUGUUCUCAGCUGUGUAAAUAUUUAUUGAUUGAGUGAUUCAUUUGUUUUUGUUGCAGUGCUGGAUGCUUCUAAUCUAAUAGAGCAAAUUAAUUAGUUAUAAUUA
Erythranthe guttata (spotted monkey flower) is the source of this 2224-nucleotide messenger RNA. RefSeq names its product RNI-like superfamily protein (gene COI1). The record is from RefSeq and is a predicted model, not a curated record. NCBI's taxonomy places the organism in Eukaryota, Viridiplantae, Streptophyta, Magnoliopsida, Lamiales, Phrymaceae. Gene Ontology annotation, cellular component: SCF ubiquitin ligase complex. Gene Ontology annotation, biological process: SCF-dependent proteasomal ubiquitin-dependent protein catabolic process.